GUUCGAGUUGUUACUAUGGAUGCAGAGCUGGAGUUUGCCAUCCAGCCAAACACCACAGGCAAACAGCUGUUUGACCAGGUGGUUAAAACCAUAGGUUUGCGAGAAGUAUGGUACUUUGGUCUUCAGUAUGUGGACAACAAAGGAUUCCAGACUUGGCUGAAGCUUGAUAAAAAGGUUUCUGCUCAAGAAAUCAGAAAGGAGAAUCCCCUCCAGUUCAAAUUCCGUGCCAAGUUCUUCCCAGAGGACGUGUCUGAAGAGCUGAUCCAGGACAUCACGCAGAAGCUGUUCUUCCUGCAGGUGAAGGAAGGGAUCCUCAGCGAUGAGAUCUACUGUCCUCCUGAAACAGCAGUACUUCUUGGCUCCUAUGCUGUGCAGGCCAAAUUUGGAGAUUAUAACAAAGAUGUGCACAAGCCUGGAUACCUCAAUUCAGAGCGUCUGAUCCCCCAAAGGGUGAUGGACCAGCAUAAACUCUCCAGAGAGCAGUGGGAAGAACGGAUCCAGGUGUGGCAUGCUGAACACAGCGGCAUGCUCAAAGAGAAUGCCAUGCUAGAAUACCUGAAGAUUGCUCAAGACCUGGAGAUGUAUGGAAUCAACUACUUUGAAAUCAAGAAUAAGAAAGGAACUGACCUCUGGCUGGGAGUUGAUGCCUUGGGGCUCAACAUCUAUGAAAAGGAUGAUAAACUGACUCCAAAGAUUGGGUUCCCCUGGAGUGAAAUCAGAAACAUCUCUUUCAAUGACAAGAAGUUUGUUAUAAAGCCUAUUGACAAGAAGGCACCAGACUUUGUGUUCUAUGCCCCUCGUCUGAGAAUUAACAAGAGGAUCCUGCAGCUCUGCAUGGGCAACCAUGAACUGUACAUGCGGCGCAGGAAGCCCGACACCAUUGAGGUGCAGCAGAUGAAAGCCCAGGCUCGGGAGGAGAAGCACCAGAAACAACUGGAAAGGCAACAACUAGAAAACGAAAAGAAGAAGAGGGAAACAAUUGAGAGAGAGAAAGAGCAAAUGCUGAGGGAGAAGGAGGAGCUGCUGGUGAGGCUACAAGAGUAUGAGUUGAAGACUCAGAAAGCAGAGAAAGAGCUCUCGGAUCAGAUCCAAAGAGCCAUUCAGCUGGAGGAGGAAAGGAGACGAGCCCAGAAGGAAGCAGAACGCCUGGAAGCUGAUCGUUUGGCCGCGCUGCAGGCUAAGGAAGAGCUGGAGAGACAAACUAUGGACCAGAUAAAGAGCCAGGAACAGCUGGCUACAGAGCUUGCAGAGUAUACAGCCAAGAUUGCACUUCUUGAAGAGGCAAGGAGGCGUAAAGAGAGCGAGGUUGAGGAAUGGCAAAUGAGAGCCAAGGAAGCCCAGGAGGACCUGGUAAAGACAAAGGAGGAGCUGCAGCUGGUAAUGACUGCUCCACCUCCACCCCCACCGCCUGUCUACGAGCCGGUGAACUACCAUGUCCACGAUAACUUGCAAGAUGAAGGAUCCGAGUACUCUGCCUACAGCGCAGAGUUCUCCAGCGAGGGGAUCAGGAAUGACCGCAACGAGGAGAAACGCAUUACUGAAGCAGAGAAGAAUGAACGUGUACAGAGGCAGCUGAGGGCACUGACAGAUGAGCUGGCCCAGGCUAGAGAUGAGAAUAAGAGGACCCACAAUGACAUUAUCCACUCGGAGAACAUGCGACAGGGACGUGACAAGUACAAGACGCUGCGGCAGAUCCGGCAAGGGAACACCAAGCAGAGAAUUGAUGAGUUUGAGGCGAUGUAAUGAUGCUUGUAACAAGAAGGCAGGACUGUGGGAAAGGCAGAUCUUAAUG
Molecule: messenger RNA, 1792 nt
Organism: Cariama cristata (Red-legged seriema)
Lineage: Eukaryota; Metazoa; Chordata; Aves; Cariamiformes; Cariamidae
Gene: EZR
Product: ezrin
Exons: 12
Coding region: 16-1743 (575 amino acids)
Biological process (GO): regulation of organelle assembly; positive regulation of early endosome to late endosome transport; positive regulation of protein localization to early endosome
Cellular component (GO): adherens junction; cytoskeleton; microvillus
Molecular function (GO): cell adhesion molecule binding; actin binding
Source: RefSeq, a predicted model, not a curated record